AUGACUGUCUGCAAGAGCGGCCCAGAGGCAGAGCGGAGCCGAGGGCACCCCCCCCAGCAGCCUGUGUCGGCCCGAGUGGUGUUAAACCUUUCCGAAAAGAGAUAUGACCUUACGAAGCUUAACCCAAAGAUCCUGGACGUGGGCUGGCCGGAACUGCAUGCUCCGCCCCUGGAUCAGGUGUGCACCAUCUGCAAGGCGCAGGAGUCCUGGCUGAACAGCGACCCCCAGCAUGUGGUGGUCAUCCACUGCAGGGGCGGAAAGGGACGCAUCGGCGUGGUCAUAUCAUCCUACAUGCACUUCACCAACGUCUCGGCCAGUGCCGACCAGGCCCUCGACAGGUUUGCGAUGAAGAAGUUCUAUGAUGAUAAAGUUUCAGCUUUAAUGCAGCCUUCCCAGAAACGGUACGUGCAGUUUCUCAGCGGGCUCCUGUCGGGGUCGGUGAAGAUGAACGCCUCGCCACUGUUCCUGCAUUUUGUCAUCCUGCACGGCACUCCCAACUUCGACGCGGGCGGAGUGUGCCGGCCCUUUCUGAAGCUCUACCAAGCCAUGCAGCCCGUGUACACGUCCGGGAUCUACAACGUUGGCCCGGAAACCCAGAGCAGGAUCUACAUCGCCAUCGAGCCUGCCCAGCUGCUGAAAGGGGACAUCAUGGGUCCAACAGGCCUGGGCUGUGGUCCCACCUCCGCCUCCCAGCAGGUUCCUGACCUCGGCCAGUUUCAGAUUCUCGUGGAGCAUCAGCUCUUGCUGCACACGCAGGGCCCCGUCGAUGGCAGUCUUUAUGCCAAGGUGAGGAAGAAGAGCGCCUCGGAUCCCGGCGUCCCCGGAGGGCCCCCUGCUGUCCCCGCCGCCGGCAGCCCAGACCACGGCGACCACACCCUGUCGGUCAGCAGCGACUCCGGCCACUCCACCGCCUCUGUCAGGACCGACAGGACCGAGGAGCACCUUGCCCUGGGGCCGAGGCGGGGCCUGAGCCCCCAGGAGAAGGCCGAGCUGGACCAGCUGCUCAGCGGCUUUGGCCUGGAAGAGUCUGGAAGCCCCAUCAAGGAUAUGACCGAUGCUCCCAGCAAGUACAGCGGGACACGCCACGUCGUACCUGCUCAGGUGCACGUGAACGGGGACGCCACGCUCAAGGACCGGGAGACGGACAUCCUGGACGACGAGAUGCCCGGCCAUGACCUGCACAGUGUGGACAGCAUCGGAACCCUGUCCUCCUCGGAGGGCCACCAGUCGGCCCACCUGGGCCCCUUCACCUGCCACCAGAGCAGCCAGAACUCCCUCCUGUCGGACGGGUUUGGCAGCAACCCCAGCGAAGAUGCCCACGGCAGCCUCGCCCCUGACCUGAGCCUCGGCGUGGACCCCCCCCUGUAUGAGCGGGAGCGGGCGUUCGGGAUCCGAGACUCCAAGCAUCCGCAGCCGGUGCUCCGGAGGCCCUCUGUGUCCUCCCAGACGCAGGCCUACGGACAGAGCGGCUACUCCACGCAGACCUGGGUGCACCAGCAGCAGAUGGUGGCCGCCCACCAGUAUAGCUUCGCUCCCGAUGCCGAGGCCAGGCUCGCCGGCCGCGGCCCGGAGGACGGCUCCGGCCUGGGGCAGGCCCAGCCCAGGGUUCCGGUCACCCCCACCCGGGGGGUGGGCGGCAGAGUGGCCCUCCAGAGGGGCAUGGGCCCCGCGCCCCCUGUCCCUGAUGCGCAGCGGCCCCCUCCCGGCAAAGCGUUCAAGCCCAGAUUUCCAGACGUCAGAGUCGUGAACGGGACUGGACCGGAGCCGAGCGCGGACCCCUCCCCAGGCUCACCCACCCUGGACAUCGACCAGUCCAUUGAGCAGCUCAACAGGCUCAUCUUGGAGCUGGACCCUACUUUUGAGCCCAUCCCCACCCACAUGAACACGCCGGGCAGCCAGGCCAACGGCCCCACGCCCCCCGACAGCGUGGGCGGCAGGCUGCGGGCGAGCGGCCUGCAGGACGCGGGAGAGGGCCCGGGCAGGGCCUCCGUGCGGCAAGGCUCCUCGGGGGACGAGCCGCUGGGCGGAAGGUUCCGGAAGCUGAGCCUCGGGCAGUAUGACAACGAUGCUGGGGGGCAGCCGGCCUUCUCCAAAUGUGGAUGGGGAAAGAUCCCCGGUGCGGACCAGGCCACAGGUCUGGCGCCUUUCCUGUCUCCAGCAGACGCCAAGGAGACGGUGGCCGCCGCGUACCCCCCAGACCCCAACGGGAUCAGCAGCAGGACCUUCACUCCAACCAAGGGUGGCUCUGACUCGGCCUCUCCCACGCCGGCGUUUCCCGUGUCUCCAGAAACACCGUAUGUGACGACACCCCCACAUUAUCCGCCGUUCACCCCACCUGGGCUGCAGGGGGGCAGCACCGGCGGUCUGUACAGAGGAGCUCACGCGGGCAAGGGGAAGGGUCGUGGGCGCUCAGAGCACAGUGUCCAUGGUUUCAGCUCCUCCUACUGUGUCGUGGAGCUGGAAGAAGACGCUGGAAUGCCUGCCCUGCCCUUUACAGAGGAGCUGGGGCUUGCGGGGUGGUAUUUAGAGGCCACCGGGGACGUUGGUCCCUUCACUGGUGGCAAUGAAGAUGAUCGACAGGCAAUGGCAGAGCCCUUGCUGGAGAUCUGCGUGCGGGUCACCGGACGUCUCGUCUGUGUGGUCCCAGAGCCCCCUCUACACUCGCGGGAGAAGCCUGCAAUCUGCACGAGUGAACCCCUGCCCCCCGCCCCCGCCAUCUCAGCACCUUCCCUGUGA
Leptonychotes weddellii (Weddell seal) is the source of this 2736-nucleotide messenger RNA. Lineage: Eukaryota; Metazoa; Chordata; Mammalia; Carnivora; Phocidae. The record is from RefSeq and is a predicted model, not a curated record.